AGAACUCUAAAUAAAUUAUAUAUAAUAUGUUCUAAAAAUGUCUCUAUUUCUUAACAGGAUUAAAAGAAAAAAUGGAACAAAUGCAUCGAUUAAAAAUUCCUUGAUAACUCAGUUAUCAAACAGCAUCAAGGAAAUUCAGCUAGAAUUGAGAGAUAAUAAAAAUGGUGUUCUGUGCGGUAAUGAUGCCACAAACUCUUUGUGUGUUAUUCUAGAGGCAAUUUUAUUGCAUGGGUUAAAAGACACGUUAAUUAGAAAGGCCAAAAAUGUAUUAUUGGAUAAAAUUGAUGAACCCCCAGAAAUUAGUUUCUGGCCUUUGCUACUUGUAUUUUCUCAUCGUGAUGUUAUAGAUAAUAUAUUAUCUUUACAACAAUUGACUAAUGAUAUAGGAUAUUGUCGCUCAUGGGUGCGUUUAGCUCUUAAUGAUGGAUUAUUAUCCUCAUACUUUGAUAUUAUGAGAAGAGAUUUAAAUUCAUUGUCUCCAUAUUAUAAAAAUCAUGCAUUUUUGAGAGACAAUGAUUUGAUGGAGAUAGCUAAAAAGUAUAUUGAAGGCUUUGAAAGCAGUGUGACAUUUAAUUUACCUUACAAUUCUAGUUUAUUAAAUUCCUGGAAUCACCAAACAUUAUUGAUUGCUGGCAUAUGGGCUCCAGCUAUGAAAACUCAUCCGAUUUCAUCUGCAGUAGACAUUGUGAGCACAUUACAUGAAUCUACACAAAUUCCCAUCCCUUCUUUCCGCAAUAUUUGUCUAACUGAUAACUUCAUGCCAAGUCCAUCGUCGAGCUUAAACCAGAAUCUAAUUCUCAAUGAACAAGAAGCCCUAGAUAUAAUUUUAUCUAAAUCUGUUAAUAAUGAUAGUGAAGAUAAUUCAAAAACUCAACAACAAAUAGAAAAUCUACUUAAUGAAACUAAAUGUGAUGAAACUAUCAACACAGUGCCGGAUUCUAAUGUAAAAGACAAGGCACCCUUCAUAGGAAAUUCACUUUCCGGAAAAUCUGCCUGGUCAGAUGGAACUGAGCAAGUAACAUCCAUAAAAUCUGAUAUUGAUAAUAUAAGGCCUAGUACGUCACGUCAAAAUUCUGUAAAAGGCAAUGAUGUUUCCAGCUAUAAUGCUCUAUUAGAAAGUUACACCGUCAAUACAGUAAAGCUCGACAGCACACCUGAUUUGAAAAGUAUUUGGGAGAAUUUUUACCAACAGCUAUCAUCAUCAGCAAAUGAACCAGAAGAAUUGGAUUCCACAAAACCAGAGCUUGCUGAGUUUGAGAUAAUUUCUAACAGCUUAAGUAGUAUAUUUACAUUGCCCGAAUUGCAAAGGCAUGUUGAACAAUUAUGCCAGUUGGCUCAACAAAAAGGUCUCCGUCAUCAAAAUUUUACUUGCAAAAGUUGUUCCAACGCAUUAGGUAUUCAUGUUACAAGAGAGCAAGUUUGCGCAUUCAGUGGAGAUUAUUAUUGUGAAUCUUGUAUGAGCACAGAAUUAUUUGUAAUACCUGCUAAAGUGGUAUAUAAUUGGGAUUUUCAUAAAUACAAUGUAUCUCACAGUGCAGCCCGAUUUCUAAAGGAGUUUCUGCAUCAUCCAUUGAUUGACCUAAAAAUAUUAAAUCCGUACAUAUAUAGUGUCAUUGAAGAUAUGUCACAGUUGCAAGCACUAAGAAUACAAUUGAAUUUCUUGAGAGCAUACCUAUUCACUUGCAGGGAACCUGUGAUUGAAGAGUUACAAAAGAAAUUGUGGCCAAGAGAUUAUUUGUAUGAACAUGUCCAUCUUUACUCUAUCAAUGACUUAACACAAAUUCCAGGUGGAUAUUUGAAACAAGAAAUUUCAAAAGUUGUACAAUUUGGUAUAGCUCAUGUCACUGAUUGCUCUCUCUGUUGUCAGAAGGGAUAUAUAUGUGAAAUUUGCAAUAAUGUUAAAGUGCUAUACCCUUUUAAUUUAGAGACCACAUUUAGGUGCAAUUUAUGCCAUGCGGUUUAUCAUUCAAAAUGUUUGCAAUCUUCAGAGGGCUGUUUAAAAUGUAAAAGAAAAAAGAAAUGGGAUGAUAUUUCAUUAGAUGUUGACAAAAGUGCUUAGAUGUUGAAUCUAAUGAUGU
Messenger RNA from Ctenocephalides felis (cat flea), 2078 nucleotides. RefSeq names its product pleckstrin homology domain-containing family M member 1-like. The transcript is spliced from 9 exons. Lineage: Eukaryota; Metazoa; Arthropoda; Insecta; Siphonaptera; Pulicidae. The coding region runs from base 38 to 2059 and encodes 673 amino acids. The record is from RefSeq and is a predicted model, not a curated record.